GGGAAGCCCAGAGUCUAGCUCUGGCCUGGGAGAAGCUAUGCCCUUCAGGUGACCAAUCCCACCCCCAGCGCAGACGUGCAGAUGUGCAGAGAGCCACGCUCACGUGGAAACACGCCACGCCACACGCGCGUGCAAAUAGGACAGGGCUCAGCACCCCAGGGCCUCCGCACACCGCGAGGUGCCUCUGCGGCCGCGGGCGGCCCCUGCCCUUUGGCCCGACGGCACUGAGUCACUCCGCGAACCAUUCCAGAACCUCGAAGGGCGGCCGACUGCUUCCGAAGAAAAGGUACUCGCUGCAAAGGGCGGAGACGCCGGUUUUCUCUGUCGGUCACAAGGGUUUUCCCCGCGGGGAGAAGAACUGAACAUGAGUCCCGGGAGAGAAUAUUCAAAAAAAAAAAAAAGAAAGAAAGAAAGAAAUCCACGGAACGCCCUCCAGUCCUCCGGAGCUCCCUUAAUACCCAGAGCAUCUCCUUCGGGUUCUCCUGCCCCCCCCGGGGCAAAACCCCACACCCCCGGGCCCCGCGAGCGCAUCUCCGCCGCACGCCCACCACGCCGUCCGGGAAACACGACCGUCCGUCCGUCCGUCCAGACAGGAGCCGCAAGCAGGCGAACGCUGCGCAGCGCCUUCCUACUUCGUAAAAAAGCACGGUCCUUUCUCCCUCGAGAGCGAGGGGCACACUCGACGUGGCCGCUGCCCGGCACUUCGAAGGCUGUCGCGGGGACGCGGCCCAGGGAAGAGGGCUCGCUCCGCUCUGGGGCUCAGGCUGCGGCUUCCGCGCCGGCGCGACGGUCUCGGGAAACUCAAGGCAAGAAAGUCAAGUGCACACUACACGGCAACGAAGGCAAAAGAGCUGGAGUUGACCUCCAAGAGGCCCCCAGCCUGGACAAGCAUGAAGUGUUCCAGAGAAACUACAGUCUGAGCUGGAGAACUCAGGGAAGCGCCCAGGGCAGAGCUGGUAAGCACUGGGACCGCAGAUGGACAUUCCAGGGGGACGAGAGGUCAGUCGAUCCUGGCGAACAGGAACAAGCCUCUCACUGGAAAAGAAGUUGCCCACGGGGACUCGAGGGCCCUGAACGUCAGGUUGAGGGACGAGCACUGUGCAAGGAGGAGACGGCCGUGCCCCGGGCCCCGGACUCAGCAGGAGAAGGGAGGAUGGCUGCCUCUCUCUGCUCCGCCCACGGAGGCGCCAUCCCUGUCUUCAUCUCCGAGGGCAGCUGCCCCGUCCCUCUUGUGAUUCCUUUCGCUGGAGGUCACUUGUCAGAUUAGGGAUGAGGGGAGACGUCCUGGGUGAGGAAACCAUGUGGUAAGAGAUAUUUUGGGUGCUGUUCAAAUCUUGGCAAAAGAACUUGUG
Phyllostomus hastatus (greater spear-nosed bat) is the source of this 1352-nucleotide messenger RNA. Its product is annotated as serine/arginine repetitive matrix protein 3-like. The coding region runs from base 365 to 1267 and encodes 300 amino acids. The record is from RefSeq and is a predicted model, not a curated record. The transcript has 2 exons. NCBI's taxonomy places the organism in Eukaryota, Metazoa, Chordata, Mammalia, Chiroptera, Phyllostomidae.